ACGGGAAUCCGUCGAAGGUACCUUCGUACGAACCGUAAAUCCGAUUUCCACGAACGGAAAUCGAAGAACGGAAGAGACUCGACGCGGCGAGCGACGGCCAAUUAUUGUCCAACGUAAAAUCCACCGGUGUCUCGUAUAUAAGUUGUUGUCUCGUUCAAGAGCUUCAGUCGUUCUUGACUCUUCGACCGCGGAGAUUAUCAACCAGUAAACAUCAGCUAAUAAAUAAAACUUUGUGCGUGUCUAUCGAUUGUCGGACUUCACUCGUGCCAGCAACAUGAAGUUCUUGAAGUGUCUUGUGCCGGUGGUAAUAUUCCUGCUUGCUGGGACAUGCCACGCUGCGCCCGGUCUGCUCGGAGAAUUGGCAGCCAACCAUGGACUCAGCAUAUUGGACCCUUUGGGACUGUUCCAUAAGGAUAAAGGUACUCGAUCGACGAGUAACGCGCAAUCGUUCGGAACCAACCUGAACUUAGGACCUCUUUCCUUUUCCUCGUCAUCGGCAUCGGCAUCGGCAUCAGCGACCGCCAAUGGCGGCGGAUCUGACCUAGCCGCUGCGAACGCGAAUACUCAAGCCUUUGGAGGGUCUAAUGCAAACGCUGAGGCCUCAGCCAUCGCUAAUGCUCAAGGUGUAGGUCCUUCUCCGGGACCGGAUUACACUUCUAACGCCGGUGGCAUCUACGAGGGCGGUCAUAGCAAUUACGUUCCACGUAACUAUCGGCAUCACGGUAGUAACAUCGGUUCCCCUUUAUAUGCGAAUUACGGUGCACAGGCCGGCGCGAGUGCAGGAGCGAACGCCAACGCGAAUGGCGCGUACGCCGGUGCGCAGGCUGGCGCUCACGGCAACGCGUACGCGGGUGCAUCCGCUGGGACGUACAGUGGUUCGAGCGCGAACGUCAAUCAGAACCUAAACUCGAACACGAAUGCGAACACGAACGUCAACACGAAUGUCAACACGAACGUGAACUCCAUCGCCGACACGAGCGCAAACGCGAACACAAACGUGAACACGAACGUGAAUACGAACGUGAACACCGUCUUGAACACGAACAGCGCGAAACCACUGACAAGCUACUACAAUUCUGGAAACGUUGAAGCUAAUGCAGAUGCGCACGCGGUCACUAACGGCGGAGGAACCGUUAUUCCCGAGAAACAAUUCCCAUAUAGUCCCGGCGUUCAAGGACCACGUUAUCCCGGACCUAAUCGAGAAAUCGAGUUCAUUUCUAAUCCAAGACCAGUGCUCUCCUAUCCGCGGCCAGAUGUAAUCGUCCAACCGCUUCCUCCGCCUCCACCGCCGCCAUUAUCGAUUCACAAUGUCCCGCCGCACCCUCCGCACAAUGGAGAUUCGGUGAUACCAGUGGUCGUCGUUGACGGUCCACCGUAUGGUAGACCCAUACCUAGACCAAGACCGAUGCACCGUCCGAAACCGAAGUAUGAGCCGUUGCAGAUCAUCGUGAUCGAAACUCCGGAGCCGCAAGGCCAAGCAGGUGGAGUUGGAAAGGGGUACUACCCGCCAAGCGGACGUCAACCGACCGAAGGUGGCAACGUUUACCCGACGGGCUUCUCAGGAGCGAAUGCUAACGCCAACGGUUUCGUGAAUGCCAACGCGAACGCGAACGCGAACGCUAAUGCAGCUGCCAGUGGAAAUGGCUUCCCCAGUUCACCUGGUUACGUGCAGCAACCUGGCAUCUAUCCUUCGAGCGGCCCAUCGUAUCCCGUCGGGUCCAGCAAUCCUUUCCUCAGUGGAUCGCAAGCGAACGCAAAUGCCAUCAGCAACGCCAACGCCAACGGUAACGCCAACGGUAACGCCAACGGUAACACUUAUUCCGGAUCGACAGGCAUCGCGCAGAGUCCAGGAUAUUAUCCGACAAGUGGUGCCAACCUUAAUAUAGGCGGAACCAAUCCUUUCCUGUCAGGAUCCCAGGCAAACGCGAACGCAGCUGCGAUUGCUAAUGCCAACGCCAAUGCCAACGCUGGAGCGAAUGCUGGCUCCUCGAGUCAACCGCAGUAUCAGAAUCCUUUCUUGAGCGGAGCUCCUACAAUCCCCGAAGCUCAGAAUACCAUUGUACCGAAACCGUCCUCGGGACUGGAGCAUAUAGUGAUCAACACAGGAAGCUUGGCUAACGCGAACGCUGGAGCGACUGCAGGCAGCCAGGGUAAAGCGCAAGGGAUACCAACCGUGUAUCCGGGUCAAGGUAGCGGUUCGAUAAACUACGCUCCGCAAGGUGGUGACUUUGGCCCGAUUUCUGGAUCGGCAGGUGCUGGAAGUUCCGCGAAUGCUAAUGCUGCAGCGAAUACCGUGGGCUCGAACGGUGGAUACGUCCAGCCGAUCAAGUCAGCCCCGGUAAUAAUGAUCCCGGCGCAACCUGGCAUCAUCGCAACAGGACCGACUGGAGGACAAGUGCCUAUCAAGGGUGUUCCGAUUUUCAAACCUUCUGGGUCAGUUUAUGGUCCGACUGGCUCGUCCGGUGCUAAUGCGGGGAGCAAGGCUGAUGCUGUAAGUGGUGGAUUCAAUGGCUACGGAGGAAACAGUGGCAACGGCGGUACUGGUAGCGGCCCGAUCUUAACUGGUCCCUCUGCACCUGGUUUCGGAGGUUCUGGAGCUAAAGCUGAUGCGAUAUCCCAUGCCGGAAACACUGGAUUUGGUGGAUUUGGUGGAAGCAAUGGAUAUACCGGUCAAAAUGGAGGAUCUUCCGGAGCUAACGCUAAAGCUGAUGCUAUAUCCAAUGCUGGAAGCAGCGGAUUCGGCGGUUUCGGUGGAAACAAUGGAUAUACUGGACAAAACGGAGGUUCUUCCGGAGCUAACGCUAAAGGUGAUGCGAUAUCCAAUGCCGGAAGCAGCGGAUUCGGCGGUUUCGGUGGAAACAAUCGAUACACUGGUCAAAAUGGAGGUUCUUCCGGAGCUAACGCUAAAGCUGAUGCUAUAUCAAAUGCUGGAAGCACAGGAUUUGGCGGUUUCGGUGGAAGCAAUGGAUACACUGGCCAUAACGGAGGUUCCUCUGGAGCUAACGCUAAAGCCGACGCGAUUGCCAAUGCCGGAAACAGCGGAUUUGUUGGAAAUAACGCGUUUGGUGGAGGCAAUGGUUAUUCCGGAUCAAAUCUCGGUGGAUUCAGUGCAGGAUCGAGUGGAGCCAAUGCCAAAGCUGAUGCAGUCGCUAAUGCGGGAGGUUCAAGCGGUAGCUUCGGAGGCAAUGGAGGAUACAAUGUCAAAGGAUCCGGUGGAUCGGGGAUUUAUGGACAAGGACCGUCUGGCGGGUCGUCUAGCGCCAUUUCCAACGCCAGCUCGAACGCCUUCUCGAGCGGCGGAUCAGCUAACAGUUCCAGCAAGUCUUCUGCUUUUACUUCCGGAAGAGGAUCGGUGAACGCAAACGCGCAAGCCUCGAGCAGCGCUGUCUCGACGGGCAACAAGAGCUCAGCUUCCAGCUACGCGUCUGCCAAUGCGAACACCGAUGACAUGUUGAUAUUCAACUGAUCUUUGCGACUCUCAAUUCCUCCAAAGAUUCAUCCGUGAGGCAACCCGACACCACAGACGUGCCAUCGCUCGAACGACUCAUCGCCAGAUAGUCAUCUGACUUCCGGAAAUGUAAUUCCUGUAAUGUUUCUUUAAUUUGUGAUGCCUUAGACUUCGGAUACUCUUAACGACGCGUCGAGUGUCGCAGGAAUAGGCUUGAAAUUACCGGACCGCGUACACUAUUGAUGCUCGGAUAAUAGUUUACCAGUCAGCGCAAUAAAUAUUUCGAUGCUUCGAACGUGUUACGUAAUGUUUUACUGCGUUUCAUUUGUCACAGCGUUUUAUUCCAGCAACGUUCCCUCGACACUCGAUUUGUAAAUAUUUCGAACGACAGAUCGAUUAUCCUCUGUAGUAGUAAUUUCAAGAUAAAGAUAUUCUUCAUUGAAUAUCCAUUGGCGUGAUUCUUGCCAAUACACAACGCUAACGUUGCCAUUCUAAAUUCGUUCGAAUCGAUUCCCUGAAGGAUCGAAGAAAGUAUUUUGUCGAAUUCCACUGAACAUUAAGGGCUUUCGACAUGAUCUUCCAAGGAGAUUGAACAAACGAGGAAUACUCUAACUCUUACGUAUAAGUAUACAACCGUUACGUGCAUGUACCAUACUAUUAGAUUGUAAAGCUGUAGGUGAAUGUUUUUAACGAAUGUUCUUGCGAGCGAGGUUGUUUGCCGCGUCGCUUAUUUAUUGCGAGCAGUUCACGGUAUCCGAUGACGCGCGUCAUAUUAUCGGCUUGACCAGACGAAAACACGUCUAGGUCAAAGUGCACCACGUCGGGCGGGUGCGACUAAUGAAAUUGCAUUUACGCACGGGACCGAGAAAGAAACCGCAAUGUUCGCGCAUAGCGCGGUGAAUGAAACUCGGAUGAAAGACAGUGACAUUGGAAUUCAAUGGAAUGACAUUCGUUUGGUUCCGUCAAUUUUCAUUUAAGAGAUACUUGAUAAUCUUCACGCAAUUACCAGUAAUCAAUUUCGCAUCGACGGACAUUUAUUUCGCGUCUUCCUCGGAAUUUCAGACUAUUAUCAUGUCUUAUCACAUGACUGCAGACAUCGGUUCCUCGUCUGUGUCAUUGCUUCCCUCUUUCUCGCUCUCUUAUGUAAUGAACAUUUUUCUGCGUUCUUCGUAAAUUGUAAAAACUCAAUAAACUGUCAUUUUCUAUCGAACUA
This is a messenger RNA of Nomia melanderi (Alkali bee), 4661 nucleotides long. RefSeq lists its product as uncharacterized. The record is from RefSeq and is a predicted model, not a curated record. NCBI's taxonomy places the organism in Eukaryota, Metazoa, Arthropoda, Insecta, Hymenoptera, Halictidae.